This is a messenger RNA of Stylophora pistillata, 3420 nucleotides long. RefSeq names its product gamma-aminobutyric acid receptor subunit alpha-3. The record is from RefSeq and is a predicted model, not a curated record. Gene Ontology annotation, biological process: monoatomic ion transmembrane transport. Gene Ontology annotation, molecular function: extracellular ligand-gated monoatomic ion channel activity; transmembrane signaling receptor activity. NCBI's taxonomy places the organism in Eukaryota, Metazoa, Cnidaria, Anthozoa, Scleractinia, Pocilloporidae. Gene Ontology annotation, cellular component: membrane.
ACAAACCGACGUGUUCCUUUCUACCAAGUUUGUGUUUUUACCUCUGAAUCACUGUUUUAAACCUUUGUGUUUGAAGGUAGAAAUCUGAAGAAGAGGUCGAUAUCGCAUUGUACUCGACAAGGUUUCUUUGCUCAGACCAGACAUUGAGGCUCAAGGGAAACUCAGGUGGACUAAAGAAAUAGUGAAAAGAACUUGAUGAAUGUAAGGCUUGAAUUUUUUGUGGGGAUGCGAAGGAAGUUUCUAUUGCAAAGAUGGUUUUUGAAGCCAGGACUUGACAUCGACAAACAUGAGGUUUCUGUCGUCAAUAUUAUUCUGGAUAACUCUAGGAAAUGCUAUUUGGAGAUUAGCCGAGGCAGAAGAAGAAAGGUCCCUUAAAUAUUAUGAGAAGUCGAUGGAAGAGGCGUUGCAGCUUUCAAAGAAGAUAAAUGACGCUUUAGCUGUGCAUGACAAGAAGGUUCGACCAAACGCUGGAGGUCCUCCUGUUAUGGUAGACGUAGAAUUCAAGAUCAUUUCGAUUGGAGAAAUCAAGGAAGCCAGCAUGGAAUACACGAUGGAUAUUUUCUUUCGACAAUGGUGGGUUGAUCCGCGGCUGGCACACAAUUUCAGCACUCCAUUUAACAUGGCAGGGGACGCUACAAAGUUGAUUUGGACACCAGAUACAUUCUUUUGGAAUGUGAAAGCUGCCAAAUAUCACAAAGUAACACGGGAGAACAUGAGAAUUAAAAUCCGCGGCAAUGGAGAAGUCUAUUUCAGCACGAGGAUUACUUUUACGGCACAGUGUGACAUGAAUCUUCGCUUGUAUCCGAUGGAUAUUCAAGUUUGUCCAUUGACCAUCGAGAGCUAUGCACAUACCACAGCUGAUGUUGAUUACCGAUGGAAAGGAGGAAAGGCACAAGGUGUUGAAAUCGUCUCUAAAGAAAUGGCCCAGUUUGAGUUUGUUGGUGCAAAAACCUCAACUAAGGCAAACACCAAUAGUAAAGGUUCUUUCGCCAGUUUGCGAGCAUUUUUCACAUUCAAACGUCGCGUGUCCUACUUCAUCACGGCGACCUACAUGCCUGCUAUGGUCCUAGUGAUCCUCAGCUGGUGUUGCUUCUGGAUCAGCCGCGCUGCUGUACCAGCCCGAGUCACCCUCUCCAUAACAACAAUUUUAACUACCAUACUACUCUAUGGCUCGGUCAAUUCUAACAUGCCUAAGGUGAGCUAUAGUAAAGCCAUUGACUACUUUCUUAUGACGUCAUUGGGGUUUAUCUUUAUGUCACUUCUGGAGUUCAUUCUCGUUCUCAACACGGAUCCACGGUUCUGGACCCAAAGACGAAGGCAGCAAAAGGCUGAAAAAAUGAAGUCACUUUACAAAGAGGUUCCCUCCGAGACCGUUGUCUCACUUAUGGACGGCAAGGCUCAGCCGACAGACGUUCUCAAGGAGAGCACAGUCUUGACUCCUCUUAAUGGCCCGACCAAAGAACCUGAAAAGGAUCCACCAAAAGCACCACCAACGCCACCAGCCGCUACGACCCAUUGGAUCGAUUACGUCGCUCGUAUUCUUUUCCCCAUUGUCUACUUCUCGUUUGUAACCUUCUAUUGGAUAUACUACAUCAACCACCCCGAGUCAGCCAUGGGUGAAGUUACUGAGUGAUACUAAGUCAGUACCCCUUUGGAAGUUGACUUCAAGUUUGCCAACGCAUUCUAAACUAGCUUUCCUACUUUUUGCCAUACUUCAUAAUUUUUUCUGGCUGAACUCCGUCACAAGAGAAGAAUGCUUACUAAUUUAUGAAAAAAUUGUAAGAGCUCUCAAAAUACUAACUUUAACCUCGUUGUCUUAAGCCUCAAAGUGAUUAUCAAAAGCAAUGUAUUAAAUUCUAAGCUUCCGGUGAGUUUUUCGAACUGACACGUGAACCCCAAGGAAGGACUAAAAACAGUGGAAAACAGGUCACUGAGGGAGCAUGAUCUCCGUAUCGGUGCAUCGUUUAGACUCAUCUUUGGAAGCAAGUAUUAAAAGUAGUGGUAUUAUCUCUUUAAUAAUUUUGGUACAUUUUCAUUUCACAAUAUGCAUAUCAAAAAAGGCCAUAUGAAAAGGAAAUCUGUGUUUUUGACGAAAGAUAAGUGAUUUGUUAUAUGACUAUUUGGGUUCUCGCACUGAAUCUUAUAGAAAACCAUGAUGAAAGCUAAUACAUGCAAGUAUGGAGCCAGAUAAAUUGACGCGAGCUGGUCUGGUGAAAGCCGUUCGGCACCGGACUCUACCUGCUCAGCUUCUCUUUUCGAGAACUUGAAUUCUAAUUGGGAACUUAAGCUCAAAUAUUUCUCAGAUAUUUCUCAGAUAUUUCGCGUUUUGUAGUCGUUCAACGCGCGCCCUUCUUGUGAAUGAAAUUGCGUUUUAUUUUGGUUCAAACAUAAUUCCAAAAUUACGACUUGAUGCUCAUUAUGAUCUAGCACAUGGCGAAAAAGUUUGGUUGGUCGAACGGGAAAAUACUCGGCCUUCUUUUGGUGAAAGAACAUGUAGGUAACAUGCUUUAAUGUUUUCUUGUGCAAAAUCCUUACGACCAGAAUGAAAGUCAAAUUUAUGUCGGAUUAUAUAUCAGCUGUUAAAAAAAUUAGAUGUCAUUAUCAAUGACAGCAUAGUAUUAGUAAUAAGAUAAGACCCAUUUCAUUUAGUUACAGUGCUUAAAAAACGGUUCCGAAGACUCUAAUCAUUUGGUAAACUAAUUUUUUUCGCCGGGUAUCGAAAGGAUAAACAACACGCACACAAAGAAAAACAAGAGUGUAAAACAUGUGGAUGCAAAGUGAUAUUUUUUCCUUACUAGAAAUUUAUUUUCACUUGAUCACAAGUCUCAGAGGUCACUGACUCAUGCCAUGAAUUAUUCAUUUAUAGUAUAGCAGAAUGAUGCUAGAUCAAUUGCUAUUUUAAGAGACAAGGAAUACAAAUUGUUGUGUACAGUAAGUGUAGAGGAUGUACACUCUAUGAGGUUCUUAUGUCUUCUCUUUGUUCUGGAAAUAGUGCACGCAACCUUAAAAAGAGAGGCUUAAAAAGUCAAAGCCUGAGUUAGCGUCAAAUUCGGUAUUUAUUUUAAACGUAUAUGACAGUCUAUAAUAUUACUGCUAAACGUCGAACUUAUUGACUUCGUGGCAAAUUAUAAUUAUAGCUGUUAUUAUAAACAUUUAUGAUUCUGUCGGUAUGACAAACAUUUAUUUAAUGAUUUCAAGAGGAGUUUCUAUGGAGAAAAAGAGUCAUCUUGGAAUUCGUAUUUGCUCAGUAAAACUUAUUAUUGUCGUAAUAUUGAUGCCAGGACAGACUUCUUACGUUCUCCAAAUUUAUUCUGAAGGAAUUAACGUCUGUUCCCUGAAAUUGUUAUAUGGCAAUGUGUUCUUGAUAAUUUGUAAAUAGAAUGCUCUUAAUUAACAGCCAAUAAAAGCAUCGUAGAUUAA